GCUACCCGUCUCCGUCUAGUUACGUGAUGGUUGUGCAACCAUCUUUCUUCUCGCGCCUUCUAGCUUUUCUAGCGCACCCAGCCUACAUACAGUGAGAUCAUACGCUCUGCAGCCAUGGGUAAUUCCAGAACAUUUCCCCAGCUUCUGCUUCUCUUCGUCCAUCCCUACCACUCUAUCAGACUACCAGGAGUUUCGAUGUCUCCGUCCGUCUCCGUCCGUCUCCGUCGUAGAUCGAGGAUCCACUGCCAGUCGCCACUAUGGAGUCGUUUAAUACUACCAGCCACAUUUCAGGAACAUCUAUCAUAUCUCUACUCUGAUUCCAUCCAUCAUAUUCUCUCUAUCAGUCCUUCUAUCCAUAUAGAGUAUAUUAGACUAUUCGGGCCGGAUACCCGUCCAUCCUACAUAUUAGUCCCUAGGUACCUACAUGUUGCUUACUACUACUAUAGUACUAUGUAUGUAGACAGUGACUUCAUUAUUGGCCAUCUUACGGCUAGAACACGCUAGAAGAUGUUGAUGUGGAGCCCCUCUUUCCGCAUCCCCGGUUGCCAACCUUCACAGCUGUCUCUGUCGACGGUCUGAUACUGACUGCAUCGAACCGAUGCAGUCUCAGCCCUUGUAUCGACCUGCCUAGGUAGGAUGUCCAUGUUGAAACCGGGUGUAACCAAC
Messenger RNA from Aspergillus wentii DTO 134E9, 666 nucleotides. RefSeq lists its product as uncharacterized. NCBI's taxonomy places the organism in Eukaryota, Fungi, Ascomycota, Eurotiomycetes, Eurotiales, Aspergillaceae. The coding region runs from base 115 to 504 and encodes 129 amino acids. The record is from RefSeq and is a predicted model, not a curated record. The transcript has 2 exons.